UGGAAAUGAUAAGUUCUUAAGCAGAACUAUAUUAUAUCGUGCAAAUGACGAUGAAGAUGUAUUUAGAGAACUCACUUAUAAAGAUUUUACUGGAAAUACCAAGACUUUGGUUAUCGAUUUCAAAAAGAAUUCUAUCCUCUGUCUUAUUCAAACAAUCCCUAUUUCUUCUCCUCAUCCUGACUUCCAAUGCACACCAGAAGAUCUUCCUUAUGCUUUCUCCUUGUUACUCUUUACUACACUUGCUAUAACAAAUUCUUAUAAAAUUAAUACCUCUAUUGGAAGACAAAGUUUUAUGUUAUCCAAGAAACUUUACAACCCUGUAACCAGCCAAAAAGGCAUUGAAUCAGAUGUAAUUGUAUCCUAUACUAACCCCAAUCGUCAUUACAAUUCACUUAAAGAUAGCUUAAAGAAGAGUGUCGUCUCAGCAGUUGGAAGGUUGAAACUUAAUCUUACUAAAAAAUCUGCUAAAGAAUUUAAUAGCCACCUUGAUAUCAUUAAAGAACAAUAUGCCACAAUAAAUUCUCAAACCUCUAAUAAAAAAAGAAAAGUUACUCUUUUCUCUUCUGUUUCAAAAUCUUCAAGUGACAAGGCCCCUGCCACAGACCUUAUGGAACUCAUAAAUCAAAUCUGA
This is a messenger RNA of Racocetra persica, 631 nucleotides long. The record is from the annotation of a GenBank genome assembly. NCBI's taxonomy places the organism in Eukaryota, Fungi, Glomeromycota, Glomeromycetes, Diversisporales, Gigasporaceae.